Messenger RNA from Vitrella brassicaformis, 2226 nucleotides. Lineage: Eukaryota; Vitrellaceae. The record is from the annotation of a GenBank genome assembly.
UCAAUUCUCGAGGGCCUGGAGAGCCCGCUCGAUCGUUGGCUUCCUGCUGUCCGGGGAGUCAGUCGUCUCUUUGCACUGGUAGCCCCAGAUGUGCCGCAGCUCCCCGUCCUUGACGACGAAGACAAAGAAAUCCCAGCCCUCGAAUUGGGGGUUCUUGGGCUUGACGAGGUAAGACACAUAGCCUUUGUUCAAGUCUUUGCGCACUCCAUCGCCAUUGAACCACUCGAUGAGCUGCGGCAGGUCCCUCACUGAAUCUAGCGAUUCCACAAAGCCUCCAAAAGGACAGCCACGACCACUUGUCACCGGAGGCGACAGAAGGGCUGAUGGUAUGCCGGUCAGCAACGAUGUGGGCGACUCGGAUCCAUCCAUUGCCGUAAUGUGGCUGUCCAGCAGUCGCAGAAGUACUGCAGCCACCGCCACCCCCUCCCAGCGCUUUCCAGAGCCUCGGGGCUCCAGCAGCUGUCUCAGGAAUCGGUCCACCUCGCCGACAUCGGCAGCAAACUGGUAGCCAAGCUGCUCCUUGACAUAGAUUGACGUGCCCAAGUCCUUGCAAGCCUGGCCCAGGUAGCAGGGAGGCCACACUCAUCCAUUACCAUAGACGUCCAGAUUCGCCGCCAUCGUGCCGAGCGACUCAAUGUAUGGGGCCUGAGGCGAGGGAGCCUUUAGCUCCCCCACAAUCGCCGAGCGGAUGACAGCUUUGGCUGUAGAUGCGUCGACAAUCGAUGUGCUUUUAGAGAAGUAGUCCAGCACAUCGUCCGCGUCGCGGGAGGUCGCGCUCUGUAGGUACAGCUGGAAGAGCAGCGCAGGUGCUCGGCCAGUCCAGCAUAUCUCCCCUGAAAGGCAAACAUAAAAAGCAGAUACUCAGAGCAAGCUUCCUCAGCUUGUUCUUUGCCAAAAUCUCACCCUGGUCGGCGGAGGGGCUGAUGGCCGCUGCCUCUUUUAGCGUCUCGAUACGCGGGAUUUGGACCUUGUAGACUGUGCGGCCGCUUCGGUUGUGCAUCCAAUAAUACCCGAUGCUUCUCCCCACGGUAGCGACGUGACUACUGAAGAUGAAGAAGCGAUCUUUCGGGCUCAGGCAGCUGGACCUGAUAAAGCCAGCCACCGCUUUCGCCCCCAUCGGGUCCUCUGAUCCCUCCAAAUCCAGUGUCGCCAAGGUCUCCUUCGUGAGAAGCACGUUGAGCUCAUCCACGAUGAGUAUGAGGGGACCGAUGAGCCAUCUCUUCAGAAGAAGCGGAUCAAGAGAGACGUGGUCUCUCCAGUCUUCAAACGAGAUGUCACCCGGGUCCUUGCCGAUCUGCUUCGCCAGACUCGCGACCGUCUCCUCUGUUGCACACGCCCACGUCAUCCGCAGCACCAUCGAGUCCAGCAGAGUCAACUCGCUGCGCUUGUGGAGGUCUUGCUCUGCCUCUGACAUAGCGGUUCGUCCACUGAACGUGAUGAAAAGCACCGGCUUGCCCUUCCGUUGCAGCUCGGCCCCGAGCACCUUCAGACACCGAGUUUUGCCCCCUCUCGCGAACCGCGUCAGCGCCGGAGGGCCCACCCGCAGGACAUCCGUGUCAGCGAGCUCGAAUAGGUGUAGAAUUAAGUUCUCGACCUUUUGCUGCACUUUUUCGAGGCCGACGUACACAUCAGGCUCUGGACGGCAGACUGUCGUCUGGACGGACGGGGAGUCUGAGGCGAGUGUGGGCACAAGUGGAGAGUCGCGCUGACUGCUUGAGUCCGUGAGCUUGUCCAGUGAGAUGAGGUGGCUUUCUGUGAUCGGAAAGUCGCGAAAGCGGCGGGCUUGUCCAACACCGGCGUCUGCAUAGUCAUACGCAAACACAUCGAAGGAAGAAGUGGCGCACAUGCUCAUUGGGCUUGUCCUGUCCCCCGUCAUCCUCACUCAUGUGAAGGACGCGAAGUGAGCUGCCCGCACGGUGAGAGAUAAGGUGUGUGCGUCUGUUGAGGGCCCGGCAACGGUACAACAACGACGGCCGCAAACCUGUCACGGAUGCAGACAGACAUGCAGUCCAACAGUCGUGAUUGUGCAGUCCCAUUUUCAAUACUUAAAUACCUGAGGUGCUCUUGCGAGUCAUAGCCGAGUGCGGAGAUACGAACGCUGAGAGAUCUUGAUGACCUGCAAGGGUGCAUAAGCAGGCAGAUCAACCAGGGAACCAGUGGACUGUGAACCAUGAGGGUGCACUCACGUUCGCCGUGAACAGACGAAACAGACGAAACAAUCAUCAU